UAAUCAUCGUCGUUAAUAAACAUUCUUUGUUCUAGUUGACAUUAUUUCUAUUUUUAAUCAUUAAACGAUAUUUAUGUUUGUCAAUAACCUUGGUAUCUAAUCAAAACACGAUAUUGUUCGCAAGGAAAACAAUUAGUUAACUCCUUUCUCAUUUUUAAUAAAAGCCAAAACUAUAAGUAAUAUUUCAAUUAUAAGUUUCAAACUGACGUUCUAAAGUUCAACACUUAAGAAAAAAAUAUAUAUAUUUAUAUAUAUACACAAAAAUGCCAAAGUGUCCUAAAUGUACGAAAGAAGUUUAUUUUGCUGAGAAAGUCACAUCGUUAGGUAAAGAUUGGCAUCGUGCUUGUUUAAGAUGUACAAAAUGUAAUAAAACUCUUACCUGUGGUAGCCAUGCUGAACGCGAUGGAUCGCCAUACUGCCACAAUCCUUGUUAUAGUGCAUUAUUUGGUCCCGGUGGAUUUGGCCGUGGUGGAGCGGAAUCACAUAAAUAUUGAUGUUACAAAACAGUUUAUAUUGUUGCUACUAUCAUUGUAAAUAAAAAAAUGCAACCAUAAUAUUUAAACAAAGUAUUAGAAAAGUAGUACUAGAAAAUAUAAAGAACUUUAGUUA
Hydra vulgaris (swiftwater hydra) is the source of this 609-nucleotide messenger RNA. Its product is annotated as cysteine-rich protein 1. Lineage: Eukaryota; Metazoa; Cnidaria; Hydrozoa; Anthoathecata; Hydridae. The record is from RefSeq and is a predicted model, not a curated record.